AUGGCUUUGAGCUCUCGGGCGCACGCUUUCUCCGUGGAAGCCUUGGUGGGGAGACCCAGAAAAAGAAAACUACAAUACCCAAGAGAGGAGGCGCAGGCUGAGCUGCAGGAAAGACAGGGCGGAGAGGAAGAGGGGGAGAGAAGGAACCGCGCUGCAGGGAAGAGCAAGCAGCCGGAAAAGCGACCCGGAACAGAACCCUCGACAACUGCUUUCUCCGAUUGUGGUGGUGGCGACAGCAAUGACAACAGCCGCGAAAGUCUGGGAGAGAAAGAUGUUAUUCAAGUGGAACUUCAAGGAGCGGAGCUGUGGAAAAGAUUCCAUGACAUAGGGACUGAGAUGAUCAUUACCAAGGCGGGCAGGCGUAUGUUUCCCUCUGUUCGGGUCAAGGUGAAAGGGCUGGAUCCAGAGAAGCAGUACUCUGUGGCCAUUGAUGUAGUACCAGUGGAUUCCAAACGCUAUAGGUACGUGUAUCACAGCUCGCAGUGGAUGGUAGCCGGAAAUACGGACCACUCGUGCAUGAAUCCCAGAUUCUAUGUCCACCCGGACUCGCCCUGCUCAGGAGAGACCUGGAUGCGGCAGAUCAUCAGCUUUGAUCGCGUGAAACUGACUAAUAACGAGAUGAACGACAAAGGUCACAUAAUUCUGCAGUCCAUGCAUAAGUACAAACCCCGCGUGCAUGUGAUGGAGCAAGUCAUCAGGGCUGACUUGUCCGAGAUUCAGAAUCUGCCCACUGAAGGGGUUAAAACGUUCUCCUUUAAAGAAACUGAGUUUACCACAGUAACAGCUUACCAAAACCAACAGAUUACCAAACUGAAAAUAGACAGAAAUCCUUUUGCUAAAGGAUUUCGAGAUCCUGGAAGAAACAGGGGUGUAUUGGAUGGGCUUUUAGAGACCUACACUUGGAGGCCUUCUCUCACUCUGGAUUUUAAAACCUUUGGUGCAGACACACAAAGUGUAAGCAGUGGCUCAUCUCCAGUGACCUCUAGUGGAAGGGCUCCCUCUCCUUUGAACUCCUUACUUUCUCCACCUUGCUCUCCACCUACGUUUCACUUACCUACAAGUUCCCUUGGAAUGCCCUGUUCAGAGGCAUACCUGCACAAUAUCAACUUGCCCCUUUACUACAAGAUUUGUCCAACUAAUUUUUGGCGACAGCAACCUCUUAUCUUACCUGCUUCUGAAAGGUUAGCAAGCAAUAACAGCUCUCAGUCUUUUGCCCCUUUCGUGAUGGAAGUGCCCAUGUUAUCUUCCCCAGGGGUCACUAAUUCAAAAAGUGGUUCAUCUGAGGACUUCAAUGAGCAAUGUCUACAAGAAGCUAAUUCUGCUAGUCAAAUAUUAUGUGGAUUACAGCCACCUGGAAACAUUUUCCCACCAAGCCCUACUGCCCAAGAAGCACUUGGUUGCUGUUUCCAUCCUUCCUAUGGCUUUUAUAGGUACAACUUCUCUAUGCCAUCUAGACUGGUAAAUGCUUCCAACCAUGUCAAAGUGAAUGACAAAAUUCAAGUUUCUUUUAAAGAAGGUAAAUGUAAUCAUACUCAUUGGUAUCCAACAAUUGACCAUUACCUUUAA
This is a messenger RNA of Carlito syrichta (Philippine tarsier), 1566 nucleotides long. RefSeq names its product T-box 22 (gene TBX22). Lineage: Eukaryota; Metazoa; Chordata; Mammalia; Primates; Tarsiidae. Gene Ontology annotation, molecular function: RNA polymerase II cis-regulatory region sequence-specific DNA binding; DNA-binding transcription factor activity, RNA polymerase II-specific. Gene Ontology annotation, biological process: positive regulation of DNA-templated transcription; regulation of transcription by RNA polymerase II; cell fate specification. The transcript has 8 exons. The record is from RefSeq and is a predicted model, not a curated record. Gene Ontology annotation, cellular component: nucleus. The coding region runs from base 1 to 1566 and encodes 521 amino acids.